Molecule: messenger RNA, 1236 nt
Organism: Trichoderma atroviride IMI 206040
Lineage: Eukaryota; Fungi; Ascomycota; Sordariomycetes; Hypocreales; Hypocreaceae
Biological process (GO): regulation of transcription by RNA polymerase II
Cellular component (GO): nucleus
Molecular function (GO): DNA-binding transcription factor activity, RNA polymerase II-specific; RNA polymerase II cis-regulatory region sequence-specific DNA binding
Source: RefSeq, a predicted model, not a curated record
AUGGCAGUCGCAGCUCAACCGCAAGCCAAUCCCAGCUGGAGUCGGUGGCCUCAGCACACGCCAUCAAGCUUUUCCAUCAUGAGCUCUCCGGCAUUCACAUCCUAUGAUCCCAGAACUCAAGUCAGCAGCCAGAUGCAGCGUCAAGUAUCCGCCCCAUAUCUAAUGGGCUCGACCUACAACCACUCACCAAUCUCUGCCGUCUCGCCUCCCCAAUAUCAGAGCCACAGCGCAUUUUCUUAUGUGCCAUACCAUAGCCCACCACCAUCAACCCCUCUCGGCUCACCAUUCAAGACCGAAUUUCGAGAGCAUCCUUACAUGAUCACUGAGGCCUCUGUUGUUGACCAACGCAAUCUCCAGUCUAUGAAAGAAUACCAGCCCUAUUCUCCCAUAUCGAGGAGAGAAUCGGUUUCUUCUAAUACCCAUAGCCCCAUCACUCCAGGUCCCGCUACUCCAGAUUCUUGCACUUCAGCUUCUCUUUCCCUUAGUCCAGCUACUCCAAGUUCUGUCAUUGCAGCUCGACUUGACAAGGCCAAGACACUUGCUUAUAACGAGACACUUGAUCCAGCGGACAAGAUCGAAUUCAGAACCGAAGUUGACGAGCUUAUGAAGGCUAUACAAGGAUCUCGAGCAAAGGAGGAUCAUCAGCAACCUCCCACGCCUGCCCCUACGCCGGAGCAUGUUGCGACACCCCCUUCGACGCUUCCUACUCGAAGAGGGAAGCCUAGAAAGCAAUGGGUCUGCGAUGGUCCCAACUGUGGCAGAGCCUUCACCCAAAAGACGCACCGUGACAUUCACCAACGAACACACACUGGUUAUAGACCAUAUGUCUGCCCUAAAGCCAACUGCGGCCUUAGUUUUUCGCAGCGCGGAAAUCUCAGGACUCAUGUGCGCCGCCAUACGGGCGAAAAACCAUACCGUUGCAGCCAGUGCACCAAAUGCUUUGCUCAGCGAGGAAAUCUUCGAUCUCAUGAAGAGACUCACAAAGGCUUGAAGCCAUUUGUCUGCCGGCUUGAUAAUUGCAACAAGGCGUUUUCUCAGCUGGGUAAUAUGAAGACUCAUCAGAACAACUUUCACAAGGCCACUCUUCAAAGACUUAUCGCCCUCUUUGUACAAUUCUCAGAGGAAGGUGAAGUGCCCGAGGACUAUCGAGAGCUUUUUGAUUACUUCCAGAAGCACUACAAAAACAGCAACAAAGGCGUUAAAGGUCGGGGAAAGACUCGCGCCGUGACGGCCCGC